Molecule: messenger RNA, 939 nt
Organism: Penicillium brevicompactum
Lineage: Eukaryota; Fungi; Ascomycota; Eurotiomycetes; Eurotiales; Aspergillaceae
Product: dihydrodipicolinate synthase family protein
Exons: 1
Coding region: 1-939 (312 amino acids)
Molecular function (GO): 4-hydroxy-tetrahydrodipicolinate synthase activity
Source: RefSeq, a predicted model, not a curated record
AUGACUGCAUCCGCUUCCAAACGCAAUCCCCUCCCUCACGGAGUCUACGUCCCCACUGUGGCCUUCUUCAAGCCCGAUGAAGAAGUCGACCUGGCCACCGUCGAGACACACGCCGCUUACCUCGCCCGCAGCGGUGUCACAGGCCUAGUGACCCAGGGUAGCAAUGGAGAAGCCGUCCACCUGGACCGCGAGGAGCGCAAAGCCAUCACAGCCGCCACCCGCCGCGCCGUCGACGCCGCCGGCUACCCCAACAUGCCCGUGAUCGCAGGUUGCGGCGCCGCCUCCACCCGCGAGACCAUCCAAUUCUGUCAGGAUUCCGGAGUCGCGGGCGCCGAUGCGGUCCUCGUCCUCCCACCCAGCUACUACAAGGCGCUGGUCAGCACCGAGUCGAUGCGCGCGCACUUCCGCGCUGUGGCCGACGCCUCGCCCGUUCCAGUCCUGAUCUACAACUUCCCCGGUGUGCAAUCCGGACUGGACCUCAGUUCCGACGAUAUCCUCACCCUGGCCGAGCACCCCAAUAUCAUUGGGUGUAAGCUCACGUGCGGCAACACGGGCAAGCUGGCUCGUGUGGCGGCGGGGAAACCAGAGUUCCUGACCUUUGGAGGUUCAGCCGACUUCACCCUCCAGACACUUGUUGCGGGCGGUGCUGGUAUUAUCGGCGGUGUGGCUAAUAUGAUCCCCCGGUCGUGUGUGCGGGUGAUGGAGCUCUACCGCGCCGGAAAGGUGACUGAGGCACAGAAGCUGCAGGGGAUCGUUGCCCGUGCCGACUGGGCCGCGAUCCACGGGGGGUUCAUUGCGGUCAAGAGUGGAUUGCAGUCUUAUCGUGGAUACGGUGGGCUUCCUCGACGGCCAUGUGUGGUGCCUUCUGCAAAGGAGGUGGCGGCCAUUCAUGAGGAGUUCCGUGAGGGGAUGGAAUUGGAGAAAUCACUGGAGGUGUAA